Messenger RNA from Cyphomyrmex costatus, 2009 nucleotides. RefSeq names its product major facilitator superfamily transporter 10 (gene MFS10). Lineage: Eukaryota; Metazoa; Arthropoda; Insecta; Hymenoptera; Formicidae. Gene Ontology annotation, cellular component: membrane. Gene Ontology annotation, biological process: monoatomic anion transport; transmembrane transport. Gene Ontology annotation, molecular function: transmembrane transporter activity. The coding region runs from base 109 to 1599 and encodes 496 amino acids. The transcript has 7 exons. The record is from RefSeq and is a predicted model, not a curated record.
GACGCGCUGGAGGGAGCGGAAAAGCAUUAUUUCUUAUGCCUGGCGCGGCAGUGAGUCAUCGUAAAAGUGCAGGAUUGCUUUAGAGCAGGACGAUCUGGGACGACAAUCAUGGAAGUCCUGGACCCAAGCGUCUCCAGAGACGAUCAGCCGUUAUGCAUCAACGAUUCUCUGGAGCGAGUUAACACAUUGCAGAUUCCAGCAGACACUAAAUCAUGCAUAAAAGCUCGUCACACUCUCGGCUUUCUGGGCUUUUUAGGCUUUGCCCUUGUAUAUGCUAUGAGGGUGAAUUUAUCGGUAGCCAUCGUCUCUAUGGUUAAUCAAACUGCAAUACCGCAUACUGAAGAUAAUGAUACUAGUGACGUUUGUCCUAAGACUAAACCGAUAAACGGGACUUUCAUACCGAGCGCGGGAGAAUUUGCUUGGAAUGAAAAGACUCAAGGUAUUAUAUUAGGUGCAUUCUUUCUUGGCUAUGUAACUACAAAUGUCCCAGGUGGUAGGAUGGCCGAGAAAAUGGGUGGCAAAUUAAUUUAUGGUCUCGGAGUGUUUCUGACUGCUGUUCUGACUGUGAUAAGUCCCUUCGCUGCAUAUUGGGGUUUGGUUCCAUUUUUGGUUGUACGAGUCGCAGAAGGAUUUACCGAGGGGGUAACUUUUCCUGCGAUGCACAGUAUGCUGGCACACUGGGUACCUCCAUUAGAAAGAAGUAAAUUUGCUGCUAUAGUAUACGCAGGUUCAAAUUUCGGGACUGUCAUCUCAUUACCAGUGAGUGGUUGGCUAUGUUCCUUAGAAUUAUGGGGCGGUUGGCCCCUUGCAUUUUAUCUUUUCGGUGGUCUUGGUCUUGUGUGGUAUGUGUUCUGGUUGAUAUUCGUAUACGACACUCCUUCGCAACACACGAACAUUGAUCCUUCUGAAAAGGCAUAUAUUGAAGCUAGCGUCGAGAAAAAACACGAGAACGACCCGGGAGUACCUUGGCUGUCCGUUUUCACCUCUCUACCUAUAUGGGCUAUUGCUAUUACUCAAUGCGGCCAGUCCUGGGCCUUUUACACUCUUCUGACUGAACUGCCAACGUAUAUGGAUAAAAUUUUGCAUCUGAACGUACAGCAGAAUGCAUUUCUCUCGGCGUUACCUUAUUUGAGCGCUUGGCUAGUGGGUCUUGGUAUCUCGAGUUUCGCGGAUGCACUCUUGGCUCGUCGUCUGAUCUCACCUUUGGCCUCGUUCAAACUAUGGAACACAGUAUCCUCGUUGGGACCCAGUCUCAGUUUCAUCGGUGCUAUCUGGGCCGGAUGCGAUCGUAUGACGGUGAUGUUGAUGCUUGCUGGAUUGGGCUCUCUUCAGGGUGCGGUAUAUGCUGGAAAUCAGAUGAAUCACAUCGCAUUAGCACCACGUUAUGCGGGCACCUUGUACGGAUUAACGAAUGCCGCGGCAAACGCGUGUGGUUUCUUGGCACCAUAUGUUAUCGGCAGUAUAGUAGAAGGACACGAAACUCUCGCACGUUGGCAUACAGUUUUCUGGAUGGCAGCGGGAAUAAAUAUGGCUACUAAUUGCUUCUAUUUGAUGUUUGCAUCCGCUACUGAACAGCCAUGGAGUAAAGGCGGCAGUUGAUGACAAUGUCGCAUUAGAAGUGCGAUAUUAAGCGUGGAAAAUAAUAUACUUUUUAAUAAUGUUGCACAUAGCACAUUUUAAUUUGAUUAGUCAAUUUUAUAUAAUUUGAUAUAGAUUUAUUACUAAUCGUUAUUUCGUAAAACAAUUUCUUUUUAUUGUUUUUCUAAAGCUAUAGUUAUAUCGUAUUUAUCGUUGAACGAUACACGUGCAAUGACAAAUGAAUCAAAUUUCGAUAUUAUCAACUUUAUUGCUGACACGCGAUACACAAAGGAGAUAGACGUCAUCGACUGGCUUUCACGUCAGAUAAUUGGGAUUGAUUACCAUAUUUUUCACCUCCCUAUUUUACUCCAUUUUGAUCCAGCUAUAUCUUGUCUGGAUACAUAAAAAGUUCUGUAAUUCCAUGAAGAAAU